Daphnia pulex (common water flea) is the source of this 3237-nucleotide messenger RNA. RefSeq names its product ATP-dependent DNA/RNA helicase DHX36-like. The transcript has 4 exons. Gene Ontology annotation, molecular function: G-quadruplex RNA binding; ATP binding; DNA helicase activity. The coding region runs from base 157 to 3123 and encodes 988 amino acids. NCBI's taxonomy places the organism in Eukaryota, Metazoa, Arthropoda, Branchiopoda, Diplostraca, Daphniidae. Gene Ontology annotation, cellular component: cytoplasm; intracellular anatomical structure; nucleus. The record is from RefSeq and is a predicted model, not a curated record.
GGGAACAAAAAUACGGUCACGUGACGUGCGUUUACUGUUGUCUGCUAUCCUCUGCUAUGUUUACACCUAUUCAUUUCUCUUCUUGAUAUUUGAGGAAUCUGAAGAUAAACAAAUCAUAUUAACAGCUAAUAUGUGACAAACUUGUAACCCUUUGAAAUGGAGAUGAAACAUAUUGCAGAAAAAGACAUUAGUCCAGUGGCUUCUUCUGAUCAUCUGGGAAGAAGAUCAUUGCCAAAAGAAAGUGGGAGAGAGAGCACACUAGGAAACUUGAAAAUCAUAAGACAGAAUGUCAGGAAGAAAAAAGAAGAAAAACCUAAGAAACAGCUUGAUGGAAAAGCCAAAGGUUUGUGGGAUGCUGCCAAAACAAAAACUAACCAAAAGGAAAAUAAGAAAUCAAUGAUUGAAGUGUCCCAGCCAGCAAAUCAAAAGUUUGAAGGAUUCUUCGAAAACUGUGUACCAGUCACAGAUGUCAGGAGUGAUGCAGAUUGGAGAAUUAAAUAUGAAUCAUUAAACGACAGUUCAUUUAAAAGAAAAUUCCUGGAAAUUCUGCAAGGGAAUGAAGUUUCUACUGCGAGUGAAAACAAAAAUAAGAUUAAUAGUGUCCUUGCCAGUAUCCCUAAUCUGGAUAAAAAGCUGUUGGAAGAAUUCUUGUUAAAAGACUCAAAUGAAGAAUUUCAACAGAUGUUGGCAACAAGAGUAACACUACCUGCUUGGAGCCGAAAAGAAGAUGUUCUGAACACUGUGAGAGACAAUCAAGUUGUAGUUAUCUGUGGUGAAACUGGGUGUGGAAAGACCACUCAGAUUGGACAAUUUCUGCUAGACGAGGCCAUUGAAUCAGGAAGUGGAUCAACUUUUCACGCUAUAUGUACUCAGCCGAGGCGAUUGGCAGCAAUAUCUGUUGCUCGUCGAGUUGCUGAAGAACGCAAUGAAACCUGUGGCGAUUCAACAAGCUCCGUUGGAUACCAGAUACGUCUGGAACGCCUUUACCCUCGAGAAAGAGGAUCCAUUCUAUUCUGCACGACCGGAAUUUUAGUCCAGCUUCUGAUAUCCGAUCCAUUGUUAGAAAACUACUCCCACAUCUUACUAGAUGAAGUCCAUGAAAGAGACUUAUUGACCGACUUCAUUCUGACCAUCGUACGCGAUCUACUUCCCAAGCGCCCCAAACUACGUGUGAUUCUUAUGAGUGCCACCAUUAAUUCGGACCUUUUGUCAACGUACUUUAAUAAUUGUCCAGUGCUCAAUAUUUCCGGAAGGAAUUUCCCAGUGCAAGUUUUUUACUUGGAAGAUAUUCUCAGCGAAUUAGACUAUCGAUUUCGUUCUACUCGCAGCAAAAGCGGAUCGGAUGCUCAAUCAAAUCAAUUGGACCUUGAAUACAACCAACUUAUGAUCCCAUUGAUAGAAGAAAUGGAGGCCAAACACAGCUACCCGCUCCACGUGUUUAAAUCAUUACGGAAGCGCGAAUCUGAAGAGGCUCCUGAAAUAUUGAUCAUGGCACUGCUCAAACAUAUUUGUGCGCGGGAAGCUGACGGAGCGAUCCUGAUCUUUUUCCCUGGCUGGGAGCAGAUAAAAAGUUUGAACAAACUGUUGCUUAACGACCGACAAUUCUCCAGCAGAAAGUUCUUGAUCUUUACCCUGCACUCCAUGUUGCCUACCUUUAACCAGCGCCUGGUCUUCGAUAAACCACCCCGUGGAGUUAGAAAAUUAAUUCUAUCCACCAAUAUUGCCGAAACAAGCCUUACAAUCGACGAUGUCGUGUAUGUUAUCGAUUGCGGAAAAGCUAAACUACCAAAUUUUGAUCCGCAAACGAAAUUGAAUACGCUCAAUUCCGAAUGGAUUACUUUGGCUAACGGUUCCCAACGCAAAGGGCGCGCUGGUCGAACUAAACCGGGAAUUUGCUAUAAACUAUACAGCCGUGGACGUGAGUCGACUUUCCCUCCUCAUCCUAUACCAGAAAUCAAGAGGACGCGGUUAGAAGAGCUCAUACUACGAGUAAAAAUCCUCAAACUUGGUCGGGUGGAAGAUUUCCUUCGCAAAGUACCCGAACCGCCUGACGACUGCACUGUUAAAAUCAGUCUUGAACUUCUUCACGAACUUGGGGCCCUAGAUGACGCCGAGUGUCUUACUCCAUUAGGUUUUCAUCUUGCUCAGCUGCCCACCGAUCCCCGCACCGGCAAACUAAUAUUACUUGGAGCCAUUUUCGGAUGCCUUGAGCCCAUACUGUCGAUCGCCGCUGCGUUGAAUUUUAAAGAUCCGUUUGUGGUGCCUUUGCAUCAAGAAGAAAAUUACCGAAAGAGAAAGAAGGUUCUAGGCGACAAAUUAUUCUCCGAUCACCUGUUAAUUGCUAAAGUGAUGCGUCAAUUUCGAGCAGCUCAGAACGAAGGUUAUGCCGCUGCCAAGGCGUACUGCAUCGAGAACUUUCUAAGCACUAGCACCAUGUCAAUGCUUUCAAACAUGAUGGAUCAGUUUUGUCGUGAUUUACACGAACGCCAGUUUGUGACCAGUGUCUCCCUUAGUGAUCCUGCUGCUAACGUAAACUCUAAAAACGAUUGUCUUGUUCUUGCUGUACUUUGCGCCGGCCUUUUCCCCAAUGUGGCAAACGUAGCAGUCCAUAGUCGUAACUUGCCCAAACGCAAUUCUUCAAAAAGUCCUACUUCCGCUUUUAAAGUGAUGACAACAGAGGAUGGCCCGGUCCUUAUUCAUCCCCGAUCGAUCAAUUACAACACCGAUUUCGCUAAAUCGACUUGGUUGUGCUAUUACGACAAAGUUAAAAGUACCUCCGUUUAUCUUCAUGAUUGUUCUGUAGUUCCCCCGUUAGCCGUUCUGUUCUUUGGAGGUGAGCAACUUUUAGGAAAGAAAAAUGGCAAAAUUAACAGCAAUGGUUUCCGAUUCAAGUGGGAUAGUUUGGCGUUGGAAAAAACUCAGUCUCUUCGGUUGUGUUGGGAAAACUAUCUCUGCCAUCGUGUUUCGCAUCCCGGAGCUACGGACUGGUCACCUGAUUCCAUGGACUCUGCACUUUUGCGAGCAAUUAUUCAGUUCACCACUGCUACAUCAGUGUCGUUAGAUGAAGAGACUGGUUUGUUAAUGUUGACCAAAGAGGAAGCAGGUUACAGUCGCGUGUGGUAGAACUGUGUUUCUUGUUUCAGCUUAAUAACCGUUCUGUUUGAAAUUAACAAUUAAACAGAUUAUGUGUGAAUAAGCGUCGCCAUUAUUUUGAAAUUGAGUACAUGCAAGCCUAUU